AGCCGCAGUCUUUUUGUUUUCUAUUUAUAUUUCUUUCAUAUAAUUACUACUGUUAUCUCCACUCAACAACCCAAAAAAAGAAAAAAAAUUACUACUCUUUGUUAUCUGGACAUAUAAGCCACAAGUCUCAUUGGCUUAGUCCAUCCUAACUCAAUAUACAAGCAAAAAAUAUUGGAAAUAUAUAUUAAAAUCUUUAGCUAACUUUUGUAAAUUCAUAUCAAAUCAUGAUUGCUGAUUUAAUUUAAAUGGAUCGUUUAUUACGUUUGGGCGGUGCUAUGCCGCAAGCACCGCAACCAACAGACGCUCCUGUCGUAGACACCGCUGAACAGGUUUAUAUCUCAUCACUGGCUUUAUUAAAAAUGCUUAAACAUGGUCGAGCCGGAGUACCUAUGGAAGUGAUGGGUUUAAUGUUGGGUGAGUUUGUCGAUGAUUAUACCGUGCGAGUUAUAGAUGUAUUCGCUAUGCCUCAGACUGGCACUGGAGUCUCAGUGGAAGCAGUAGAUCCCGUGUUCCAGGCAAAAAUGUUGGAUAUGUUAAGACAAACGGGACGGCCUGAAAUGGUAGUAGGUUGGUAUCAUUCACAUCCCGGCUUCGGUUGUUGGUUGUCCGGAGUAGAUAUUAACACACAACAGUCAUUCGAGGCACUCUCCGAAAGAGCUGUGGCUGUCGUCGUUGAUCCUAUACAGUCCGUUAAGGGUAAAGUGGUUAUUGAUGCAUUUCGUCUAAUCAAUCCCAAUAUGAUGGUAUUGGGUCAAGAACCUCGUCAAACUACUUCUAAUUUGGGACACCUGCAAAAACCUUCCGUACAGGCUUUAAUACACGGCCUGAAUCGCCAUUACUAUUCAAUUAGUAUUAAUUAUCGGAAAAAUAAAUUGGAGCAAAAAAUGUUAUUAAAUUUGCACAAAAAAUCAUGGAAAGACGGUCUUACACUGGCCGAUUAUAAUGAGCAUUGCACCGUCAAUGAGAAUACGGUACAAGAAAUUUUUGAAUUGGCUAAAAAUUAUAAUAAGGCUCUAGAAGAUGAGGAAAAAAUGACUCCUGAACAGUUGGCUAUCAAAAAUGUUGGUAAACAGGAUCCCAAGCGGCAUUUAGAAGAGAAAGUUGAUAAAGUUAUGCAAAAUAACAUUGUUCAAUGUUUAGGUGCUAUGCUGGAUACUAUUGUUUUUAAAUGAGAAAAUUAUAAGAGAGCAACACAGAAAAGCCUUUUUAUUAUUAUUAAAGGCGCUAUAA
This is a messenger RNA of Glossina fuscipes, 1230 nucleotides long. RefSeq names its product 26S proteasome non-ATPase regulatory subunit 14. Gene Ontology annotation, molecular function: metallopeptidase activity; proteasome binding; protein binding. The coding region runs from base 246 to 1172 and encodes 308 amino acids. The record is from RefSeq and is a predicted model, not a curated record. The transcript is spliced from 2 exons. Gene Ontology annotation, cellular component: proteasome regulatory particle, lid subcomplex. Lineage: Eukaryota; Metazoa; Arthropoda; Insecta; Diptera; Glossinidae. Gene Ontology annotation, biological process: protein deubiquitination; proteasome-mediated ubiquitin-dependent protein catabolic process.